AUGGAAUCGACAACCGACUCGUCUCUUUUUUUCGCCAGUUGCAGUUCUAACUGCACGGACUAUGAUUAUGAACAUUCGGAAAUCAGGACACAAUCCGAGAAGAAAAAACGUGUGAAAAGAUCUCCCGUGCCAAAGCUUUCUCUCUCUUUCUCCUUUAUGUCUUUGUCAGAUAUGAAAAAUACGAAAUCAUUUAAAACCAACAAAGCUUCAAAGAAAACCCAAAAGGCGAAAUCUCAAAACGAACUCUUGAAGGAUUACUGCCCGUAUUCCUCCGACAAUUGUGGUUGCAGUUCAGGUUGCACGGAUUGCGAUUACGGACUCUAUACAUAUACAACUAAAAACAAGAGCAAGUUGAAAAGUAAAGACAAGAGAUUCUAUAUAAGGCCUUCGAGUAGUUUCAGACCUUUGGUAUCCCAGAAAAGUCGAAAAACUGCAAAACCAUUUAGCGCUAUAAAUAUUUUAAGAAAAAAAAAGGCAAAACUUCCCAAAAAAAAAGCCUUGAAAAGCAGCUACUCCGAAUCUUCCGGCAGUUGUAAUCGCCAGUCAAACUAUAUAAAACAUAACUUCAAAACAAAAACACUAAAAACAACUAAAGACCAAAAAUCAAAAACCAAAAAGAAGACAUCAGUGAGGAAUUUGAGAAAACUGAAAACAAUGAGAAUUGUGAAAACUCUGAAAUUGCGCAAGAAUAAGAAAGUUUCAAAGAGCGCAGCUACUAUAAAAGUAUCUGAAAGAACCAUUAUGAAAAAUUGGUUUCCUGAUUCAUCUAAUAACUAUGAGUGCAAUUCGGAUUAUACAGACUGCGAAAAGCGCAUAACUAUAAAAAGAAAAAAAUUGAAAAGCAGAUCUAGAAGAGUGAAAACUUCAAACCGAAAAUGUCGGAACUAUCUUCAGUAA
Atta colombica is the source of this 897-nucleotide messenger RNA. RefSeq lists its product as uncharacterized. Bases 1 to 897 code for a protein of 298 amino acids. Lineage: Eukaryota; Metazoa; Arthropoda; Insecta; Hymenoptera; Formicidae. The record is from RefSeq and is a predicted model, not a curated record. The transcript is spliced from 4 exons.